GGGCAGCGGGAGGCGGGCACGCCCAAACCCUGGUGUUGAAUGACGCCCGUCUGUUGCUUCUUGUGUACAUCUGUGCGUCCUGCGAUUGGAUGAGGACCGGGUAAGGGACCCAGCGCUGGCUCGCAGAGGGCGGGUGGCAGGCCUGUUUAUAAACCCAGAUCUCUCCCAGUGGGCGGGAACAGCAACAGUAGAGAGUGAAAGUGGAGUGCGGGGAGAGGGAGACGGCGGAGGAGACGAGACUGUGGCGGCGGCUGAGGUUGACCGGGGCUCGCAGAGGGGGCGAGGCGGCCGCCCCUGUAUGCGUCUUCAAACGCGCAUGGACGACCACCUCAGCCUCCUGCAAUCACCCCCGCCAAGCGCAACCAAAACCCGGGGCGACAAUCUUGUGAACCACGGCUACACCGAGACAGAGGCCGACGUGAUGACGGUGGUGGCGUGUGACAACAUGCUGGAAGAGUCGGCGGCUCUCCCGGGCCACCACUCUCUGGACCGAUAUGAACCGGAUCACGAAUGCUGCGAGAGGGUGGUCAUCAACAUCUCAGGCUUGCGCUUCGAGACGCAACUGAAGACCCUCUCGCAAUUUCCAGAGACGCUCCUUGGUGACCCCAAGAAGAGGAUGAGGUACUUUGAUCCUCUCAGGAAUGAGUACUUUUUCGACAGGAACAGACCCAGUUUUGAUGCCAUCCUCUAUUACUACCAGUCCGGGGGGCGUAUCAGAAGACCCGUAAAUGUACCCAUUGACAUUUUCUCUGAGGAGAUCCGCUUCUAUGAGCUGGGUGAGGAGGCUAUGGAGAAGUUCAGGGAGGAUGAGGGCUUCAUAAAGGAGGAGGAGCGGCCGCUGCCUGAGAAUGAAUUUCAGAGACAGGUGUGGCUGCUGUUUGAGUACCCGGAGAGCUCGGGUCCCGCGCGGGGCAUCGCCAUAGUAUCUGUCCUGGUCAUUCUCAUCUCCAUUGUCAUUUUCUGCUUAGAGACAUUGCCGGAAUUCAGGGACGAGAACAGAGACCCAAUCACUAUUGCGCCUGUGAUAAAUGGCACGAUCCCCUAUUUCAUCAGCCCAUUUUCUGACCCGUUCUUUGUGGUGGAGACACUCUGUAUCAUCUGGUUCUCCUUCGAGCUCCUCGUGCGUUUCUUCGCGUGCCCGAGCAAAGCCACGUUCUCCAAAAACAUCAUGAACAUUAUUGACAUUGUUGCCAUCAUUCCCUACUUCAUCACGCUGGGCACGGAGCUGGCAGAGAGGCAGGGGAACGGACAGCAGGCCAUGUCUUUAGCCAUCCUGCGCGUAAUUCGGCUCGUUCGGGUGUUUCGAAUUUUCAAACUUUCACGCCACUCAAAAGGUUUGCAGAUUUUAGGACAGACUCUGAAGGCCAGCAUGCGUGAGCUGGGCCUGCUCAUCUUUUUCUUGUUCAUUGGUGUCAUCCUUUUCUCCAGCGCUGUCUACUUUGCUGAAGCAGACGACCCAGAAUCGGGUUUCAAUAGCAUCCCGGACGCAUUCUGGUGGGCUGUGGUUACCAUGACAACAGUUGGCUACGGGGACAUGCACCCCGUAACAAUCGGGGGAAAGAUAGUGGGGUCUCUGUGCGCCAUCGCUGGUGUGCUGACCAUCGCUUUACCUGUUCCCGUCAUUGUCUCCAACUUCAACUACUUCUACCACAGAGAGACGGAGGGCGAGGAACAGGCUCAGUACCUGCACGUGGGAAGCUGUCAGCCUCUGGCAGACACAGAAGAGCUGAGGAAGACUCGCUCUUCUUCCUCCCUCAGCAAGAGCGAGUACAUGGUGAUAGAGGAGCACGGGAUCAACAGCGCGUUCAAACAGCAGCCAAACUUCCCCACCACGACCACCAACACCACGCAGCAAAACAACUCUCAGAACUGUGUAAACAUAAACAAAAAAAUCUUCACAGACGUGUAGUUUUUCUUAACAUCACGGCCCUGAACACAGGAAGAGGCGGCGUGUCAACACAGAGUCGUUGCGCACGAGCGUGUGGAAGCGACGGAAUAUCAGAUGGACAAAGAGAAAAGGGAGAAAAAGAGCAAAAACCCUGUGUAUUCAGAAAACGCUGCUUUGUGCUCCAUUCAAAGAAUCGGGCUUUCCUCAUUUUAGUAAUCCAAAUCCAUAAUUCUGUAUGGCUCCAUUCGCGCUUGGAGAGAGAAAGAGAGAGAGCUCCUUAAAGUAUUAGGUUUACUGUUCCUGUCUGAGAGACCUGUUGUGCACCGUGCAAUAGCAAAUCUACGAUCACAACAGGUAGAAAUAGAAGCUUUAUAACUGUGAACGAUGAGUGCAAAUGUAAAGACACUCACAUUGUAUUAACAUGCGUUAUGAGUCGUGAUUCCAGUCAUAGCCUAUGUAUAAUAUUCAGCAUCAUUUCAAUUGUGUGUGUGUGUUUAAACACAUGUAAUGUCUUUAAAAAAUAACACAGUUCUGCGUAUAUUAUUCGAUUAGACCGUUCUGUGCUCUGCCUUUACUGUGCGUUAAAGUCUAGUCCAAAUGCUUCUGUCUUACUUAAAGAGUCCUCCAUAAUUCCUUGAUAUAAAACUGUCCUCGUGGACGAUUGAAUGCGUAAGCAGCACCGUAUAAACAGCAACGUAUAAACAAAAGGAGCCAGCCGACUGUCAGUGUCUAAUUAUCGGUGCGAGACACACGUGCGAGAGGAGAAACACGGCGCUCUUCCACGCACACACACAGUGAUCAAAGAUGGAGCGUGCCUCUCUUUGGAUGCCUCAAAUAGAGCCCGCUGUGAUGCAGUCUCCAUGGUGACGGUCGUUUCCUCGGUAACCCCGGUCACCGUUACCAUGGCACCCUUGUUUCCACAGAAACCUCCCAGAUGGCUUGUAAGCAAUAUUGGAGAUUUUUAUCUUAAAAAGCGUGUCUUCGGUUUUUUAUAAGACUGUAGCGUGCGUAAAAUACAAGUCCAGGCAAGCCCAGCGACUCUACCAUGAUUCAACAAGCUCAAUCAGACUUUAACUUUGACAAAAAAUCAAAUCAAAGAAAAUAUGUGGUCAAAUAACACGAACUGCCCCCUUUUAAAUAUAACAAGCCAUAAAGGAUAAACCGGGAGAGGUGGAAGGAGAGGGAGCGUGUGAGGAAUUAUGAAUGGACUGGGAGCACGUUGUGUCUGGCUGUCUGGAGUGCAAUGCUGCGGGCGGCCGGCAGAGGUCGCCGUUCUCCCACUGAUGGAACAGGUGAGUUCUGGGCACAGCUUCUGUCUCUUUGAAUCAUCCCUUUGCCUUUAGGCAUUACACCAGUGUUUUACUGUUUGCAGAUUAACACAAGUGUUUUAUAGACUUGUCGAUUUAGGCAGGGCACUUCAAUCUGGAGAGUGACUCUCAGGAGGAUAAAUGGUUCAUUUUUUAAAUAACACCUCCAGUAUGUGCAGGUCAGACUAGUCCCUGACAUCAUAUUUAUUGUAAUUCUAUGCUUAAUAUCCCAAAACAGGAUGAGAGGGAAGUCUGUGUUUUGGUUUUGUUAUUGUUUGUAUUAAUCCUAAACAGUGAAGUGAUACCUCAGCAGGCAUCUGCAUUUCAAGACCCCACAAAGACUCAGAUGCUCAUGGGGUGUUUCCAGGUUGUUAUAACCUUCAGCUGACUUUGUCUGAUAAAUAUAUAAGGGCACCAACAGCAUGCCCAUCCAGCUUGUCUCAGGCCUGCCCCUAGUGGCGAAAAUGUACAAAAAAGGUGGUUCCCAACUGCUUUGUGACCUCAGUCUAUACUUCUCAAAGAUUUUAAACAACAGGUAAAUACAUACCAAAAUGUAAAAACAUUCAGUAAUAUUCUUCAUUAAAGAUCUGAUAAAUGUAGGGGAUUGUCGUUUAUGUCAUUUGAUUAAAAACAUAAAUAAUUAGUGUAUGAGCCAUUUUAUCUAUAUUAUUUUUUGGGGUUUUGUUUUGUUAUUCGCACAAUCACCACAAGGGGCACUUCAGGUGAAUGAGCAGGUAAAUACUACAAAAGGGACACAGGUGAAGCAGUGAUCUGGGGAACGGGAAAAGCACGCGGUUUUUACCGUAAUCUGACAUCACUCUCAUCUUCAUCACAAGCCACACCAUCAUAGUAAAUUGGACGUAUCUGUCUUUUUUUGUUUGUUUUUUAUUUAACCAAUAAAUGGCAAAAUAUAACUAAACACCAAUCUUGGAUUGGACAUUGGAUUGUACUAGAAGUGCUUCAAAAACACCUCACUCCCGCACCCAGACAGUGACUAAAAUUCAGGUCAGCAUAGUCACUACAAUUAGCUUAUUUUUUGGAUUUCAUUAAUCUGGUUUUAAUGUUCAUUAAGCAUUCCUUUAUCUGCAGCCAAUAAGCCGGCGCUCUGUCUUUGUUCCUUUGCUAUUUUUCUUUAAAUCUGCUGCACUUCUCUCCCUGCAGAUUUAUGUCCAGAUUUAUGUUCAGUGUCCUCCCAGACUGUAAUCACUCUUACUGUAGCAGAUGCAAGGGUGAGAGGGGAAUGAAAUCUCUUCAAAAAGCAAUCCAAAGGGAGGUUGCAGGGGUCCAUCAAACAUGUCCGCAGAUUUCUGUGUGUGCACGUGUGUGUGCGUUGGUACUCUUACUCUGCGUAACCCCCUGCAGUGGUGGUAGAGUGAUAAUCAGGGCAGUCUCAUUAGCUGGUUUUACCCUAAAGGCAAAGUGGGAUGUCCCACUGGAUGACCUCUGCAUUGAUUAUUCCUUUCCAUUUUGACCCCUGACCUUGACUUCAUAUUUUUCAGUGAUAGCUGGGUAUUUGACAUCAGUUAAACGGGCCGCUCAUUUCUGAGGUCACAUGAAAGCUCCAGUGGGGAAAAACCCUGGUCUAUUGAUCAGCAAGCAAGAUACACUGUGGCGUAGACAGAGACCAUGUUUUAUCAUUUAACUAGAUUGGCCAGUCUGGAUGUUAUUUAUGGAAGAGGCAGGAUUGAUUGUAAGAGUCACAGCAAACAGGCGUGAUUUAGUACUGUACCAUGCAUGCUCAUCUAUUCAAUUAUUAUUCUGUUAGCUUCUGCCAAUGUGCAUCACAGCAAGAUUAUUCAAGUUUACUUUUUUCUGUCAGGCUCAAAUCAUCAUCUUUCUUUGAGUUUACCUGAGUGUAGACCUUCAUAAAGGGUUUCAAAUAAGGCAAAGGACACUCUCUUUUGAUUAAAUGCUUUAAAUCUUUGACUAACACUGGAAAAAAAAAAAACAACUCUUGUCAAGUGUAUUUGUUUAACUCCUUAUUCUAUUAUCUCAUAACACUUCAUAUUAACAACUCCAGAGUUAGAAACCAUGUCAAGAUAUUUUAAGCCAAAAGUGUUAAAUAAAAAGAGAUUGUAAUGUGUAAGAUUGGCCGUCAGGGUAGUAAGCAAUAUUUUCUUGAUAGGUGGCUUGAAAGAAGAUUUAAUACUUGAUUCAUAAAACUUACUCGUUCAGUUUUACUUGCUGCAGAGACAGCCAAAAUUACUCAUCGCAGCAAAAUAAGUCCUUAUUUUUGGGCUUGAAGUCCCUUGAAAAUUUGUCAGGAUUUAGUCAGUUUGGCUUGAAUUAAAGAUGUUGAGAUAUUUUGAACUGCAGGCACAUAUUAUGAGAUUCGAUGUUUUAGUGGUGCAAAACAAUCAGAUUUGAUAUUAAACACUUAACUAUCUUCAUGUGUGAUAUACAAAUAGGACAUGGUUUACAGCUUUUCAUAGGAACGAAGAAGUUGUAAAAAUAAGUCAAACAAUGUUAGCAAAAAUCAACAGGUUUAUAAGUUUUAUGAAGUUUAUACCUUGUUGGAGAAACAGAAGCUCUCAUCACUUUGUCCACUUUUUGUUCUUGCCAUGUGCAAGUCGUGUAUUCAGACAAAAUCACAUCUUUCUCAAAUCUGAAUAUCUAACAUGCAGCUUGAAAUAAAUCCUUGCAUAGAAAAAUAUAAACGAUCGCUAGUAAGGCUGCCUGCUGCAUCAAGGUAUUUAAAAAAUUACUAUAUAGAAUUAAUCAAUGUUGUCCCUGGCUGACGUGUUUGCUUUCAGGGGUCAUAAAGAGACAUCACUGUUAAUUUCAGUCUGUUUCUUUGCUAGGUAAACACUCCACAAAGGUGCUUUAAGGAACUAUGCAAAAAUAAACCAAUCUGGAGGUGGUUGGCGUGAUACACUCUGUGGACACCUAUGAGGUGAAACAGAGGCUGAGAACACAGUUUAUGACUCAGCGCUUGUUUUCUUAGAUGGGUUCAAGUUUGGUCAGAUGAGUGCUGGCCCAGGCUAUAUCCCAAAAAACUAAUAUAAAGACAAACCAUAAAGUAAUAUAACAUAGUGACUACCUCAGGGCCAAUCAAGUGACAUGUUUUUACAAAUAAUUCAGAGGCUGUGUGAGGUUUACAGAUACGACUGUGCAAAAGAGACAGUUGAACAAAACACAUGGCUGAAUAAGGGGACUGCUGAAAGGAGUAUUUACAGAUAGGUUUGUCUGAUCAAACAGUUGCUUUCCUCCAUCCUGAAUAGUGUUUAUGGUUUGAUCUUUGCAUGAGCGCUAAUGAGACAGCAGGGAGGAGAGGUGCAGCCUUGCAUUGUUAAUAAAACCACUGAGCUGUAAGAUAGGUCUGGCUAAACGGUGUAGAUCUAACAAUUGUGCUUGUUGUUCUUUUUGUCCCUCUUUGUCUCUUCUACUAUUUUUUCUCUCAGGUGAACGUUGUUCCAUUUUUCUGCACAGACCUCCUCAAACACCUGACGACCCAAAUCAGACUGCCUCUCAUUUAGGUUGGGAAAACUUUUCCAUUCACUGAGAAACCACCAAAAGAGCAUUCUCGUUUCAUUAGCUGAUGCUUGAUUGGUUACCCACAAUCCCAUGUUGACCCUGUCUUUUGUUUUGUUUUUCCUUAAGGGAUGCAGUGACUCUGGUCUUCCUGUUGGGCCUAACAGGCCAAAGCCAAGAGUUGAGACAGAACUCCCUCUGGAUCAGUUUUUCUUCCCUCCUGACUGGUUUCUUCAAAACCAGAACCCCUAACAAAUGGUGCCUAGCAGCUUCUGAAUCCAAAAUACAACAUAUGCCACCAAAAGAAUAAGAGAUAAAACAGUAAUAUACUGUAACAUUUUCCACGUACAGUUUUGUAGCUCAUUGUAUUUUCAGCUGUGACAGAGGAUAGCUGGACAUAACGCUGUUGAUACAAAAUUGAAAAGUACAGAUUCAGGAAGCAGCCAGCACUUUUGAAAAGCAUUCUUUGCUCUUGGACUCUACAAGGAUCUCAAAUGGACAGUAAUUCACAACUCUUGCUUCGAAUCAAAAGUGGCAAAAACUGAGGCCAACAUGAUUUACUGAAAUGAAACUGUGACACACAUCAAAGACUGUUAGCCAUAUGCCUUUCUUAGCUCUGUGUGCUCUGUGUUUUGCUAAUACUUGGCGUGCACACGUUUGUACAUGUGCUGGUUGCAGCUUUUCCCCUGGCCAGAAAACAACAGACACAGACACAACAUACAGACACACAUGUAUAGACAUGCCUGUAAACAGCUCUCUUUUAUCCCAGAAUGCAGUGGUGAUUUUAUGGGAUGGGGCAGGGUGCUUUUUUUCAGGGGAAGGCUGUGUGUACCAGUGUUUGUUCUGUGCUCUUCUGUGCUGUCUUCAACAUGACCUAUAAACAGAUUA
Molecule: messenger RNA, 7554 nt
Organism: Xyrichtys novacula (pearly razorfish)
Lineage: Eukaryota; Metazoa; Chordata; Actinopteri; Labriformes; Labridae
Source: the annotation of a GenBank genome assembly